AUGGAGGAUUUGCUCUACACACACGUAUGGCAAUUCGUCAGUGAGGUCAACGGCGUUUUACGGAAACACCACGGCAAGGUGGUUGAAACGCUCCAAGUCAAAAUCAAUCUUGAACACAGCAUAUUGGCUCCUCAUAUCGACACUUGGGUAGGUUUCGCCGCCAUUUCAAGGACAAAGAACCUCGUUUUGGAUCUAAAGCCCGUAAGGUUUUUGGAACACGAUUAUCGAUACUUGUUUCCUUUCCAACUUUUCGACCGGGAAAGCAUAUCACGUCUACAGCACAUGCAGCUCAGCUUCGUAUCUUUGGAUCCACCUUCACAGUUCAAAGGCUUCCCAAAUCUAAGAAAGCUUCAUCUGCAGACAGUGCAAGUCAACAGGAAGGAUCUUGAGGAUGUCUUGUCUAAUUGCUGCAUACUUGAGUGGCUUUGCCUAGACAGAUGCCGUCUCGAUGAUGAACUGACAGUGGAUAGUCCACUACCCCGUCUACUCUACUUGAGAGUUGAAUUCUGCUUGACCAAGAUAAGAUUCAAUGCUGUGAAUCUUGCUACCUUUGAGUAUCAAGGACCCUUCAUACCUAUUGAUCUUGUCCAAUCUUUCAAGCUGCAAAGUGCAAAUAUUGAGUUCUUCAGAAAUGCAAUUUUUCAGCAUCGCAUGCUCAUAUCCCUUCUCAAUGGUCUUCCAAGUGUACAGAGCCUCACUUUGAAUGUUAGGUCUCAACAUGUUGACAAGAUUCUUUAUUCACUUUCAUUUCUGAGAGCGACGCCACUUAUUGAAAAAUUAGAGGUCCAUUUCGGUAUUCGCUGUUCUUCAUGGUUGGCAGAAGCGGGUCCAAGCAGGAGAGACCUUAGAAAGUAUAAAUAUGUCCACUUGAAGCAUAUAUGGAUCACAGGAUUCAGAGCGGCAAAAGGGCAACUUGAAUUUCUUUUACAUCUUAUUGAAAAUGCGCCUGCACUUGAGGUCCUUUUAGUAGAAAUAGGUGUCCGGCAGCCACCGCCCAAAGACAACGCGGGGUCCUCAAGGAACCCCCGUGAGGUACUGAGGGCUGGGCCGGGGUACAAGAACGUCAUCCCCACCGACCUGGUGGACGACACCUUGCUGACAGCCGAAAAUUUGAAGACCUUCAAGAGCACCUUCAAGGAACUAUACGAUUUCUCCAUGGUAAGACUUGAGUGA
Molecule: messenger RNA, 1173 nt
Organism: Panicum hallii
Lineage: Eukaryota; Viridiplantae; Streptophyta; Magnoliopsida; Poales; Poaceae
Product: F-box/FBD/LRR-repeat protein At1g13570-like
Exons: 4
Coding region: 1-1173 (390 amino acids)
Source: RefSeq, a predicted model, not a curated record